AGGGACGCGGAAGCUACGCCGCGGCCCCUGCGGACACACCAGGCUGGUGGAUGCGGAAUAGAGACCCCCGAGCCGGCGUGUCCUCACCUGCUUCCUCGCCCCCGGGAGGGUCACCAGAGUCGCUGCGGACGGCACCGACAUGUCUGUCGAGGGGGGCGCGCAGGGAGCCUCCCCCAGGGCCCCGCGUCCCGGGACCCAGAAGUCGUCGGGCACGGUGACCAAGAAGGGGGAUCGCGCGGCCAAGGAGAAGCCUCCGAUCGUGCUGCUGCCGGUGGGCGAGGAGGAGCCCAAAAACCCUGAGGAGUACCAGUGCACCGGGUCCCUGGAGACCGACUUCGCGGAGCUCUGCACCCGCCUGGGCUACUCGGACUUCCCCAAAGUGGUCACCCGGCCCCGGCCGCACCCCGCCUUCCUCCCUUCCUCCUCUGUGUCCGAAAAGCCCGUCGUCGGUGAGUGACAGUGGAGCUGGGGUGCCCGCCGGGCCACCUCAUCCGUCCCCAGCCUCCCAUCGCGCGGAGGGCUGAAUGGCAGGGGGCGCAGGGCAGGGUGGGUGGAGGAGGUGUUGGAAGGGGAGAUGCUCCAGCUGUGCUCCUGGCCGUCCACCAACAGCUUUUGGAAGGUGGGGCUGACGGAUAAGACCCUGGCCACGUUCAUCGCCCUGCUGCCUCUCUGCUCAUCCACACUCAGGAAGGUGUCUCUGGAGGGGAACCCACUGCCCGAGCAGUCCUAUCACAAGCUCAUGGGACUGGACAGCACGAUCACGCACUUGUCUCUGCGGAACAACAACAUCGAUGACUACGGGGCGCAGCUCCUGGGCCAGGCCCUGUCCACGCUGCACACCUGCAACCGGACCCUGGUCUCGCUCAACCUGGGCUUCAACCACAUCGGAGACGAGGGCGCAGGCUACAUCGCGGAUGUGCGUGCACAGGAGGGAGCCUUCUGGCUGUCCCUGGCCCACAACCGCAUUCAGGACAAAGGCGCCCUGAAGCUGGCUGAGGUCCUGCAGCCCUUCGAGCUGACACACACCGAGGUGGUGGAGCGCCGGCGCCUCCUGCUGGGAAAGGGGGCCCAGGAGCACCUGCGGUCGCCUUCCUCUUCUCGACACGGGGAGUCCAAAGCAGAACGGGAGAGGAAUCAACUGGUGGGAGUCAGCAGCGUCGCGCUGAUAGACAAGGCGGACAAGACGCAGACAGCAAAGACCCUGAAGGGCCUGGUCAAGAAAAAGGAGAAGGCGGGGGAAGUGGUGAAGAAAGAGGAGAAGUCGGGGUCUGGGCAGUCACCCAUACCAGGAAACCUAAAGAAGGAAGACGCCGCCAAGACAAGCAAGGGGAAGGUGACCAUCCCCGAGCAGAAGCCAACCAGGGGGAAAGGGCAGAAGACUGGGAGCAAGGAGAAGCGCAGCAUCCUCCUGGAGUCAGAGCUGAUCGUUGAAGCUACGGAGAUGGUCAACCCUCUUUUGGAGCCCGUGGAACACCGAGAUGGGAAAGUUUUCUUGCUUGGGAACAAGGUCCUUUUGCACCUCAACCUCCUCCGAAACCGCAUCACCGAGGUGGGGCUGGAGGGCUUCCUCAACGUGGUGCGGUACCAGGCGCAGUUCUCCAGGUCCUCCAAGAGUGCGGCCAAGGGCCCCGUGGGGCUGCUCUGGCUGUCCCUGGCGAAAAACAACUUCUCCCCGCAAAACCCCAUGUACAUGAUGAUGCAGGAACUGAUGCUGCCAAGGGACCCCAUCAGUAAGGCCAAGCACAGAGAGGAGGAGGCCCUGGCUUCCGCCACCUAGGGCCCCCCUCCCCUCUCCUGCUCACAGGCUCUGGCCACAGAAGCAUCUCCUGCCCGGGUGUGGGCUGACCUCCCUAGGUGAGAUCUCAGGUCAGUAACAAAGGCCACUGCUGUACUUUCCCCUUGAAAUUGUCUAAAAACUUUGUUCUGGAAAUACUUGGACCAUUUGGACUCUCGAGUCUGUUCAUCUAACGGCCAGGAAUGGCUGAAUCGCUCGCUGCAGUUUGCCGGGCCUUGCUCUCCUGCCUCCCGAGGGCCUAGUUCUUGCUUGCUCAGGCCACAGCACUCUCACCCAUGCUCCUGGAGCACCUGCACCUACAGAUGUCCGCAAUCCUAAGCCAGGACACCCAAAUGGUGCAGGGCCAGAGGAGUCAGGAGAGCUGGGGGCCCGUGCGUGUGGCUCCCACAAGGCGGAGCGCGCAGGGCUGGCUCCUGGGAGCCCAGAGCCACUUUACAGGGGGCUUCCAGGGAAGUGUCCCCCCUUCCCCUCUGGGCAGCUAACCUGGUCCCCCUUCCCUCACUCUGUUGCCACGACAGAGAUGUGCUCUCCCUGCCGAGAGCACUCUUGGUGAAGCUCAGUGGCCCUCCAGGCUUCUCGGCCUCUGACCACCUGCUCAGCCCUGGCAGCUGGCUGAGCUGCUGCAGAAACCUGGCCAGCGUUAGAGUCCCAACACGAGAACACGAGCAAUUACAGGGGCCUGGCGAGCCUAGUCCCCUCAGCUUCCCCAGGUGUUCCUACCUGAUCCUUCUAAGGCAGUAACCUUCCUAAGGCCGCGGCCCUUUAAUCCAGUUCCUCAUGUUGUGGU
Messenger RNA from Myotis davidii, 2582 nucleotides. RefSeq names its product leucine rich repeat containing 71 (gene LRRC71). Lineage: Eukaryota; Metazoa; Chordata; Mammalia; Chiroptera; Vespertilionidae. The transcript is spliced from 13 exons. Gene Ontology annotation, molecular function: protein binding. The record is from RefSeq and is a predicted model, not a curated record.